AUGUGCUACUAUGGCAACUAUUAUGGCGGCCUGGGCUACGGCUACAGUGGCCUGGGUCAUGGCUAUGGCUGCGGCUGGGAUGGCUAUGGUCAUGCCUGCUACCGUCCAUGCUGCUUUGGAAGAUACUGGUGUUCUGGCUUCUACUGA
Messenger RNA from Enhydra lutris kenyoni (northern sea otter), 147 nucleotides. RefSeq names its product keratin-associated protein 20-2-like. The coding region runs from base 1 to 147 and encodes 48 amino acids. Lineage: Eukaryota; Metazoa; Chordata; Mammalia; Carnivora; Mustelidae. The record is from RefSeq and is a predicted model, not a curated record. The transcript has a single exon.